UUAAAAAAUAGGUAUGCGACUUGCUAGCCAGUAGCGAGUCAGCGCACCGUAUAGAAUUCACGGGCGACAAUUUACGUAACGGCCUGUAAUGACGUUUGACGCGAAACGUUCUAAACGACAGUCUGUGAAAUAAUAAUGUACCUCUCCCGCAAUAACAACACGCGGACCCCGUCGCGUACACGAUAGGCGUGGUUACGGCCUACCGCGACGGCGGCGAUAUGAAAUUCAACGCCAUCUCUUGAGCGUUGUAUACGUUUCACUUUUACUGUGACGCCCUCUUAAGAGGAGAUUUCAGACGUAGUCUCAAAGUCUUCUUUUAUGGGCCGCCUUUACUCCUCGCGAUCUUAUAUGAAAAAGCUAAGCUCACCUAAAUAGUUAUAUUUUAUGACCGGAAUCAAUAAUCGCCUUGUAUAGAACGAUGUAGCCAUUAUCCGGUGUUACCCCUCUUUACCCGCUAUAAAAAUGUUAUGUUUUAUCAUUUCAUUAGUUAAUGCAAUUAAUUAUAGUUAAAUUUGUAUCUAUGUAUACUUGGAUAAUAAACACGGGAAAUUAAUAACCUGACAACGUCUUUUUGUUUUAAUUAUUGACUCACAGUUUGCGUUAGAUAUCUAAUAACAUUUUAUCUAUCGCCUCGAUUAUAAUAUUGUACAUCAGUACAUGUUAUUACGACCGAGCUGAAAAUGGACAGAAACUCGAAUAUUGAUGUCAGCGGUCAGUGGAUGUCGUCAUCGAAAAAGUUAUUGCUCAUGCUCGUGCAGUCUGUACUCACGGCAGUGUUCGUGUUCCUCCUGAUGACUGCCGUGUACUUACUGUACUUGUGGUUCAAGUGCACUGCGGUGGAGGUGCAACCGGUUGCGGGUCACUCCUUUUACGACGACUACGAUGGCUUAGCCUCCCGCGAAUCGACGCCGGUUGUACAGAUCGUCAACAUUACCGCAAGAGAGUUUUGUUCGGUCGUAUCCAGGGACUUGUACUCGUUGAAGCAGAUGGGCUACGUAGACGACGAUAGUCGGGUGUCCAAGCUGCUGUCUCUGGACCUCGGCGGUGCCCAAGACGUGCACUACGUGUUUGUCAACACCACGCAUGUUCCGUGGACGGUCGCUUGUUCGCUUGAGUCGGUGCUGGGUGCUAUUGGCCACGUCGGUCGCGUUAAUGUGUUUGUCGUCAACGGAAUGGAAUUUGAUCGAACCGAUAACAAGUGCGGUCUGACGCAACCGGUGUCGCUGUUGUCGAGCCUCGUCGAUCUGACAGCCAAGUACGGCAACCACCGGUUGAACGUGUUGCACGUGAACCUGGACGAUUUGCUGGAGUUCUCGCCGUUCCAGUGCAUGGGCCUCAACAGGCGUCCCGCGCUCGCCAAGUUCGCGGUGCAGCUAGUGCUGCUCUGGCAAUUCGGCGGUACCGUGCUCGACGGCGACGUGGUGGCUAUCCGAGGUUCCGUGUACCGAGCGACCGACACGGCGGUCGAGUACGGCGACUGGACCGCCAGUUCACCGGCCACCUGUCACCCGUUCGUGUACGACGCCAUGGUGUGUACCAAGAGCUACGCGCUACUUUACAGACCAUUCAUGGCAGACACCAGUGUCAAGAUCUUUGACAAGGCGGUCGAAUGGUCGGGACGCGGCGUCAGCGACGUCCGGCGCGUCGACGACAGUGUGACGUGUCGGGACGGCCUGGUCGGCGGCCACUGCUAUUACGUAGAACGGGCCGACGUCGAUUUCAUUCACCGUUACUGCCCCACGGUCUAA
This is a messenger RNA of Melanaphis sacchari, 1748 nucleotides long. RefSeq lists its product as uncharacterized. The transcript has 2 exons. The record is from RefSeq and is a predicted model, not a curated record. The coding region runs from base 681 to 1748 and encodes 355 amino acids. Lineage: Eukaryota; Metazoa; Arthropoda; Insecta; Hemiptera; Aphididae.